This is a messenger RNA of Entelurus aequoreus (snake pipefish), 4999 nucleotides long. RefSeq names its product solute carrier family 6 member 15 (gene slc6a15). Gene Ontology annotation, biological process: L-leucine transport; sodium ion transmembrane transport. Gene Ontology annotation, cellular component: plasma membrane. The transcript is spliced from 11 exons. Gene Ontology annotation, molecular function: proline:sodium symporter activity. The record is from RefSeq and is a predicted model, not a curated record. Bases 334 to 2628 code for a protein of 764 amino acids. Lineage: Eukaryota; Metazoa; Chordata; Actinopteri; Syngnathiformes; Syngnathidae.
GGGGGGGACGAGCGGGUCUGAACGGAAAGCCCGGAGAUUCACACACCGACCGGCAGCGUGUCAGCUACGAACAUGUCCCCCCCAUGUAUGACAGCACACAAUUUCAUUCCUUGAGACGCAGCAUCCUCACCGCGACCAUCGCUUUUCACACACAGACCUCCCGGUGAUAAUGAGGAAAUAAAAACAUCUCCAGACACGCCCACCUCCAACGGAUUCCAAAACCGAAAGUCAUCGUUGCAAGUUUUGCCACGACCAAAGUGGGACUUUUUCCGCCUGCCCCCCCGACCACGCCCAAGAGGACAUUCCACCCCCGGCCCCCGUUUGCUUUAUCAAAUGCCCAAAAACAGCAAGGCCGUCAAGAGAGAGCUUGACGACGAUGUCACCGAGUCGGCCAGAGACCUUCUUUCCAACGAGGACGCCUGCGACGAUUCCUUCAAGAAGAGCUCGCUGAUCGUCGGCGGCCAUGACGGCGAGGGCAAGGACUGCGACGUGGAGGAGGGCGGCUCGGACGGCGAGGAGGAGGAGCGCCCGGCCUGGAACAGCAAGCUCCAGUACAUCCUGGCCCAGGUGGGCUUCUCUGUAGGCCUCGGCAACGUCUGGAGGUUCCCCUACCUGUGCCAGAAGAACGGGGGAGGGGCGUACCUGGUGCCCUACUUUAUCCUGCUGGUGUUGAUCGGCAUCCCGCUCUUCUUUCUGGAACUUGCCGUGGGACAACGCAUCCGGCGGGGGAGCAUCGGCGUGUGGAACUACAUUAGCCCCCGCCUGGGGGGCAUCGGCUUUGCUAGCUGCGUGGUGUGCUUCUUCGUGGCGCUCUACUACAACGUCAUCAUCAGCUGGAGUCUCUUCUACUUCUCGCAGUCCUUCCAGCAGCCCCUGCCAUGGCACGAGUGUCCCCUUGUCAAGAACAAGAGCAGCACAUGUAAGAAAAGAGCGAGUCACGGUCCCAGACCGACGGCCGUCUCGACGUCAACCUGGUCUUUGUGUGCAGACGUGGUGCCCGAGUGCGAGAAAAGCUCGGCCACCACCUACUACUGGUACCGCGAGGCCCUGGACAUCUCCGACAGCAUUUCCGAGAGCGGGGGACUCAACUGGAAGAUGACGCUGUGCCUCCUGGCCGCCUGGUCCGUGGUCUGCCUGGCCAUGAUCAAGGGAAUCCAGUCGUCCGGGAAAGUGAUGUACUUCAGCUCCUUGUUCCCGUACGUGGUGUUGAUUUGCUUCCUGGUCCGCUCGCUGCUCCUGGAGGGCUCCAUGGACGGCAUCCGCCACAUGUUCACGCCAAAGCUGGAGAUCAUGCUGGAGGCCAAAGUGUGGCGUGAGGCGGCCACGCAGGUCUUCUUCGCGCUGGGCCUGGGCUUCGGCGGCGUCAUCGCCUUCUCCAGCUACAACAAGCGCGACAACAACUGCCACUUCGACGCCGUGCUGGUCUCCUUCAUCAACUUCUUCACCUCCGUGCUGGCCACCCUGGUGGUCUUCGCCGUGCUGGGCUUCAAGGCCAACAUCAUGAUCCGGAAAUGUGUGGCGCUGAACAGCAGAAAGAUGGUGGACCUGCUGGGAAACGGCGUGGAGGAAAGUCUGAUCCCCGGCCACAUCAACCUCAGUCACAGCAGCGGCGUCAGCACCGCCGACUACCAGAUGAUGAUAAACAUCAUCAGGAACGUCAACCAGGACCACUUCCCCAAACUGGGACUGGACUCCUGCAGCAUCGAGGGCGAGCUCAACAAGACGGUCCAGGGUACAGGUCUGGCCUUCAUCGCCUUCACGGAGGCCAUGACCCACUUCCCCGCCUCGCCCUUCUGGUCGGUCAUGUUCUUCCUCAUGCUGGUCAACCUGGGCCUGGGCAGCAUGUUCGGCACCAUCGAGGGCAUCCUCACGCCGCUGGUGGACACCUUCAAAGUGCGCAAGGAGCUCCUGACAGUGGGAUGCUGCGUGCUGGCCUUCUCCAUCGGCCUGAUGUUCGUGCAGCGCUCGGGGAACUACUUUGUCACCAUGUUUGACGACUACUCGGCCACGCUGCCGCUGCUCAUCGUGGUCAUCCUGGAGAACCUGGCCAUCGCCUGGUUCUACGGCAUCGACAAGUUCUUCGAGGACCUGAAGGACAUGUUGGGCUUCACGCCAUACCGCUUCUACUACUACAUGUGGAAGUUCAUCACACCCAUCCUGCUGCUGGUGCUGCUGUGCUCCAGCCUGGUGCAGCUGGUCAAGGCGCCGCCCGUCUACAACGCCUGGAUCCAGGAAGCGGCCAAGGAGCAGGAGGUGCGCUUCCCCACCUGGGCCGUGGCGGUGUGCGUCUCCCUGGUGGUGGUGGCCAUCUUGCCCGUGCCCGUGGUCUUCUUCCUGCGCUUCUUCAACCUCCUGGACGACGGCGCCGGCGGCAUCUCGGCCGUGUCCUACAAGAAGGGGCGCAUCAUCAAGGAGGAGUCGUGCCCGGGCGAGGACGACGACGCCAGCCUGCUGCGGGACAAGACGCCCGGCGAGGCGCCGUCGCCGCUGCCCGCCAACAGCAUCUACCGCAAGCACGGCGCCGCGGCGGGAGGCGGCGGCCCUCAGGCGGACGCCACGCCCAACGGUCGUUACGGAAUCGGUUACCUGAUGGCCGACGUGGCGGACAUGCCCGAGUCGGACUUGUAGGCCCGACGCCCUCGCUUCUAGUCGCUCAUCCAUGUUACUGCUCCUAGCACACAGUCCUGUAGAUAGACUAGCUCCGCCUCUUUUAUCCUCUUCCUGCUUCGCCUUUGUCUCGGAACCUCACCAUCUUUAGUCCCAGGAACACCAAACACUCCUUUCUUUGUGGCCUGCUUUUGUCUUCCUGUCAUGGACUAACUUCACCACCAGGUGGAGCUACUCCACUCUUAGACUUGCACUCAUUUGAGUGCAGUGACGUCACCCGAGCGAGUGUGGGUGGGUGUGCCCAGUGACGUGACCCGAGCGAGUGUGGGUGGGUGUGCCCGGUGACGUUGCGUGAGCUAAUGAUGGUGUGAACAGUGACGUCGCCCGAGCCUGCGCGGGUGUGCACAGUGACGUCGCCCGAGCCGGCGCGGGUGUGCCCAGUGAUGUUACCCGAGUAAGGUGUGGGUGUGCCCGGUGACAUCACCCGAGCGGGUGUGGGUGUGCCCGGUGACGUUGCUCGAGCUGGUGAUGGAGGGCCCGGUGACGUCGCCAGAGCCGGUGCACGUGUGCAAAGUUAUGUCACCCGAGCCGGCGCGGGUGUGCCCAGUGACAUGACCUGAGCCGACGCGGGUGUGCCCAGUGACAUGACCCGAGCGGGUGUGGGUGUGCCCGGUGACGUUGCGCGAGCUAAUGAUGGAGUGCCCGGUGACAUCGCCUGAGCCGGCGCAGGUGUGUCCAGUGACGUCACCCAAGCCGGCACGGGUGUGCACAGUGACAUCACCAGAGCCGGCGCGGGUGGGCCCAGUCACGUCAACAGAGCCAGCAGGGGUGUGCCCAGUUAUGUCACCCGAGCCGGCGCGGGUGUGCACAAUGACGUCACCCGAGCCGGUGCGGGUGUGCACAAUGACGUCACCCGAGCCGGCGCGGGUGUGCACAAUGACGUCACCCGAGCCAGCACGGGUGUGCACAAUGACGUCACCCGAGCCGGCACGGGUGUUCACAGUGACGUCGCCCGAGCCGGCGCGGGUGUGCCCGGUGACAUGACCUGAGCCGACGCGGGUGUGCCCAGUGACGUGACCCGAGCGGGUGUGGGUGUGCCCGGUGACGUUGCGCGAGCUAAUGAUGGAGUGCCCGGUGACAUCGCCUGAGCCGGCGCAGGUGUGUCCAGUGACGUCACCCAAGCCGGCACGGGUGUGCACAGUGACAUCACCAGAGCCGGCGCGGGUGGGCCCAGUCACGUCAACAGAGCCAGCAGGGGUGUGCCCAGUUAUGUCACCCGAGCCGGCGCGGGUGUGCACAAUGACGUCACCCGAGCAGGUGCGGGUGUGCACAAUGACGUCACCCGAACCAGCGCGGGUGUGCACAAUGACGUCACCCGAGCCAGCACGGGUGUGCACAAUGACGUCACCCGAGCCGGCACGGGUGUUCACAGUGACGUCGCCCGAGCCGGCGCGGGUGUGCCCAGUGACAUGACCUGAGCCGGCGCGGGUGUGCCCAGUGAUGUUACCCGAGUAGGUGUGGGUGUGCCCGGUGACGUUGCGCGAGCUAAUGAUGGAGUGCCCGAUGACAUCGCCUGAGCCGGCGCGGGUGUGCCCAGUGACGUCACCCGAGCCGGCACGUUUGUGCCCAGUUAUGUCAUCCGAGCCGGCUCGGGUGACGUCAUUGUGUACACCCGCGCCGGUGUGCCCAGUGACCUCGCCCGAGCCGGUGCGGGUGUGCCCAGUGACGUCACCUGAGCCAGCACGGGUGUACACAGUGAUGUCACCCGAGCGGAUGUGGGUGUGUCCGGUAACAUCGCUCGAGCUGGUGAUGGAGUGCCCGGGGACGUCGCCAGAGCCGGCGCGGGUGUGCACAGUGAUGUCACCAGAGUGGGUGUGGGUGUGCCCGGUGACGUCGCUCGAGCUGGUGAUGGAGUGCACGGUGACAUCGCCUGAGCCGGCGUGGGUGUGCCCAGUGACGUCACCAGAGCGGGUGGGGGUGUGCCCGGUGACGUUGCCAGAGCCGCCGCACGUGUGCGAGGUUAUGUCACCCGAGCGGGUGCAGGUGUGUCCAGUGUCGUCGCCCGAGCCGGGUGUGCAAGGUGUUUAGUGUCUCCUGAAAGAAGGAAGUGAGGUUCCAAGACAAAGGUGUGCCUCCAUCAUGUUUAUAGAAUACAUUCUGUUGUAUAGCUAAGUAUUCUGUAAAUAUUAUAAAUAUUUCACUUGAUACAACCUCAUGUUUUUAAAGGUUUACGAGCACUUCAUCAUUAAUAACUUUGUCAUCUUUUUUUUACUUCAGUGUUUUUUUGUGAGUCCUUUUUUGUAAAUACUCUGUCCUUGGUUUUUCCCAUCAAAUGGCUUCAAAAUGCAGUUUUUUCCUACUCGCUCCAAAUUAAACAUGAAAUAAUGUCCAA